Messenger RNA from Hirsutella rhossiliensis, 1572 nucleotides. RefSeq names its product ferric reductase NAD binding domain-containing protein. The record is from RefSeq and is a predicted model, not a curated record. Gene Ontology annotation, cellular component: NADPH oxidase complex; plasma membrane. NCBI's taxonomy places the organism in Eukaryota, Fungi, Ascomycota, Sordariomycetes, Hypocreales, Ophiocordycipitaceae. Gene Ontology annotation, biological process: superoxide anion generation; defense response. Gene Ontology annotation, molecular function: superoxide-generating NAD(P)H oxidase activity. The coding region runs from base 1 to 1572 and encodes 523 amino acids. The transcript is spliced from 6 exons.
AUGGAGUACGAGUAUGCGGGCUGGGACCGGCCCUCGGAGCGCUCGAGAUGGUCCCCCCUCACACGCAUGUUGCUCUCGGGCGAGAUGACCCAGGAGAGACAGCAAAUUCUGUCGACGAGGGACAAGUUUGACCGGUGGAUGAUCAACGAGGGUUACCGAAGAUUCUUCGUCUUCAUCUUCAUGCUAGCCCACGCCCUCAUCUUCUCCUUUGCCUCGGUCCACUACGCCGUCAAGGACAGCCUGCAAGGGGCACGGGACGUCUUUGGCUUCACCUACGUCAUUGCCCGAGCCUCGGCCGUCGUCUUGCACGUCGACGUCGGCAUCAUCCUCUUGCCCUUCGACAAGAACAUCACCUUCCACAUCACGACGGCGUGGUCCAUUGUCUUCUGGUCUUGGGUGCACACGAUUGCCCACUGGAACAACUUUGCGCAGGUCGCCGCCAAGAACAAGCUGGGCUUCUACGGAUGGCUGCUGGCCAACUUUGCCUCGGGCCCGGGCUGGACGGGAUACGUGAUGCUUGUCGCCCUCAUGGGCAUGGUCAUGACGUCGGUCGAGAAGCCGAGGCGGGCCAACUACGAGCGCUUCUGGUACACGCACCACAUGUUCAUCAUCUUCUUCUUCUUCUGGUCCCUGCACGGCGCCUUUUGCAUGAUCCAGCCCGACGUGGCUCCCUUUUGCUCCAACAUUGGCACCUCGGCCAUUGGCGUCUUCUGGCAGUACUGGAUGUACGGCGGCUUCAUCUACCUCGCCGAGCGCGUCGCCCGCGAGAUCCGCGGCCGCCACAAGACGUACAUCUCAAAGGUCAUCCAGCACCCCAGCCAGUACAUUUUCUUUUGCUGCCCCGCCGUGUCUCUGUGGCAGUACCACCCGUUUACGUUGACGAGCGCGCCCGAGGAGGACUACAUCUCCAUCCACAUGCGCUGCCAAGGCGACUUCACCAUGGCCGUGUCCAAGGCGCUCGGGGUCGUCGGCGUCGACCAGGACAAUGCCGCGGUGGACCCCGUCCUCCGCCGAGUCCUGCCGCGGGUAUACAUUGACGGGCCCUUUGGCUCGGCAUCCGAAGACGUGUUCAAGUACGAGGUGUCGAUCCUCGUGGGCGCGGGCAUCGGCGUGACACCCUUUGCGUCGAUCCUCAAGUCCAUCUGGUACCGCAUGAACUACCCGCAGACCAAGACGCGCCUGUCCAAGGUGUACUUUUUCUGGAUCUGCCGCGACUUUGGCUCGUUUGAGUGGUUCCGCUCUCUCUUGAUGGCUGUCGAGGCGCAGGACGUGGACCACCGCAUCGAGAUCCAUACGUACCUGACGGCCAAGAUCAAGUCGGACGACGCGACCAACAUCAUGAUCAACGACGCCAACGCGGACAAGGACACCAUCACGGGGCUGAGAAGCCCGACCAACUUUGGCCGACCCAACUGGGACAUGAUUUUCCGGGGCAUCAGGAAGCUGCACUCGCCGGGUGAGGCGGGCGUCUUCUUCUGCGGACCCAAGGGGCUGGGCAGCUCGUUGCACGUCUACUGCAACAAGUACACGGAGCCUGGGUUCUCGUUUGUCUGGGGCAAAGAAAACUUUUAG